Tilletiaria anomala UBC 951 is the source of this 2922-nucleotide messenger RNA. RefSeq names its product glycoside hydrolase family 63 protein. The record is from RefSeq and is a predicted model, not a curated record. Gene Ontology annotation, cellular component: endoplasmic reticulum membrane. Bases 1 to 2922 code for a protein of 973 amino acids. Lineage: Eukaryota; Fungi; Basidiomycota; Exobasidiomycetes; Georgefischeriales; Tilletiariaceae. Gene Ontology annotation, molecular function: Glc3Man9GlcNAc2 oligosaccharide glucosidase activity. Gene Ontology annotation, biological process: protein N-linked glycosylation; oligosaccharide metabolic process. The transcript is spliced from 4 exons.
AUGCAUCUCUACCACCGGUUGCGGCUGCAGCUGCGGCUGCAAGUGCAACUGUGUAUGCCCUCAGUCGUCCUCUUGCUGCUAGCUAUCUGCGCUUUCGUCCAUGCGUCUCCAGCAACGACGAGCGAUGCAACAAGGGCGCUCGCAUCGGCCGAGCGCGCACUCAACGCCUCGCUCCUCUGGGGCUCCUACCGCCCGCAGAACUACUUUGGCUUUCGCCCACGCCUGCCUGCGACGCUCGUUUUCGGUAUCGCAUGGGCCGGCGUCAGCAGCGGCGUUGGCGCACCCUCGGGGCAAGGAUAUGCUCAGAUGCUGCAGAACCUCCGGCACAAGUGUGAUGACAGACAGGAUGUCGUGUACAAGUGGUCCAGGCACGACGGCCGCACCUACGGCGUCGAGGUGAUCGAGGAUCGAGAUGUGAAUGUGCGCAUCGAGGCGAGCUUUGUCAAGAUACUGGGAGCGGCAGUGGAGGAGGCCGCCUUUAAUGCUUCCGCGACACCGACAGAUCAGGCAGAGGAUAUCGGCGGCGGAUCAUGGGCCAUCCGUCUGCAUGGCACACCACUCGAUCCGUCUAAACCAGCACAACUGGCGCUUUUCCCCUACUUUUCAGUCGAGGCGCACCAGACGAAGCUCUCCUUCCACCCUCCUCAAGACGACGACAACAGCGGCGAAGUCGAGCUACCGUUGGAUCCAAACGGCCUGCCGUGGGAUCAUACGUUGAAGCUGCACGGUAGCGGACCGGGCUUAGGCGCAUUCGACGUGCGCAUCGUGCACCCCGACGUGGAAGCGCUUGGAAUCUCAUAUACUGAAGGGCAAGCACGAACCCCGCUGCACAACCAGCCCGUGCGCACAGCGAACAUCGCAGGCACUGCGACACACGCGGAUGACUACCGCCCGCGUCUGGCGCGUACGCAGUACGCCGCAGUGACACUGCCAUACAAUCAGACGUGGCGCGCCGCCGAUUUUAUCGGCGCGGCACUCAGCGUUAGCACGCAGAGGGCUAUGGAAAAGUACGGCGGCGCCAGCAGCAUUGAUCCCAUGAAGCCGGAUGAUAAGGCGCAAACAGCCACGUGGCAGCUCCCACCCGCAGCGUACGGGCUUCAGCUUGCUAAUGAGGCUGCGACGAUGUCACCGAAUCUGCUCGUGCUGCAGGACACCUUCGACGUCAACAGCGACUACAAGAGCACCGGCGCUGACAGUGCGGUGGGCGGCGGCUCGUUCAUCGUCGAUAUAUUCUUCGACUCGCACGCGACUCCGGCGCCGCUGCGGCUGCAAAACAGCACGGCGUUAACGCGUGCCCUGGCGCGGGCGCGCGAGCAGUAUGAUGCCAACUUCUCCAUGCGCUUCCCGCUCGCUGCGCCGUACGACCGCCAACACGAGGGAGAGCGGGAUAUGGCGCGCGAGAUGGUUGCAUCUGCUAUCGGCGGCAUUGGCUACUUUUACGGCGAGCAGCUCGUCGAUCGAUCUUCCUCACCUCCUGCUCGCAAGGGUAGCAGCAGCGACAGCGACGAGUGGGAAGAUGAGGAGGAGGAGGAAGACGACGAGUAUGGCAUCGGACCGAUAGACCUGGAGGAGCAAGAGCGGCAUCGCGCGCAGACGCAGCCUGCGCGACUCGUGUACGAGGGCCCAUACGCCCUGACGACCGCCACACCUGCGCGCUCGGUCUUCCCGCGCGGGUUCUACUGGGACGAGGGCUUCCACUUGGCUGUCAUCGGCGCAUACGAUGCGGACCUCGCGCUAGAGAUCACCAAAAGCUGGUUCAAUCUUGUCGACCGCCGCGGGUGGGUGCCACGGGAGGUCGCGCUGGGAAAGGAGAGCGAGAGCCGCGUCCCGGACGGUUUCCUCGGGCAGAACCCGAGACACGCCAACCCACCGACGCUGACGAUGGCGCUCGCGAUGUAUAUCGACAAGUUCGCGCGCACGGGUGAGGCGGCUCGCGGAGGUGGGCUCGAAGACAUGUUCGGACUCGGUGACGGCUCACAGCACGAAGGGCAGCUCGCGUUCCUCUGGGCAAACUCGACGACGCCGCUGAAUCAGUCGCGCUUCUUGUCGGACCGGACACUGGCGCUGGCAUACCUGCGCGCGCUGUACCCUUCGCUGCGCCGGCAUUACCGUUGGUUCCGGCGCACACAGCGGGGCGAGCUGCGCGAGUGGGGGCGGCGCUCCAGUGGCCGCAGCGAGGCGUACCGCUGGCGCGGGCGAUCGCGCGAGGGGCACGUCUUUGCGAGCGGGCUCGAUGACUACCCGCGCGCGGCGCUUGCGCACAGCGGCGAACUACAUCUGGAUCUGCACUGUUGGAUGGGCUUCUUUGCGCGUACCAUGCGCAUCAUCGCAGAGACCGUUGGCGAGGAGGACGAUGUGGAUGAGUACGAGCGGCACGAGGAGGGGAUCAGGGCCAAUCUAGAGGAGCUGCACUGGAGCGAGAAGGACAAGAUGUACUGCGAUGUGACGGUGGACAGCAACUCGGACGAGUCGGUGCGCGUCUGCCACGGGGGCUAUGUCAGCAUUUUCCCGCUGCUAUUGGGCCUGCUGGAUGCGCGCAGCAAGCAGCUGGGCGACCUGCUGGACUUUAUGCACGACGAGCGCAUGAUCUGGUCCCGCUUCGGCCUGCUGAGCCUCAGCCGGCAGGACGACGCAUUCGAGACUAAGGAAAGCUAUUGGCGCGGACCGAUCUGGAUGCCGAUCAACUACAUGGCCCUCGGGUCGCUCAAGCGGUACUCGGAAAUGGAAGGCCCGCACCAGUCGAAAGCGGCCAAGAUGUAUGCGGAGCUGCGGCAGAAUAUCGUGACGAAUGUACACAAGGAAUAUGAGCGCACCGGGUGGACGUGGGAGCAGUAUAACGCGACGACGGGCCACGGGCAGCGCGCGCAUCCGUUCACUGGCUGGACGGCUACGGUUGCGCUGGCAAUGGCGGAGAUCUACUAG